This is a messenger RNA of Pseudo-nitzschia multistriata, 1740 nucleotides long. The record is from the annotation of a GenBank genome assembly. NCBI's taxonomy places the organism in Eukaryota, Bacillariophyta, Bacillariophyceae, Bacillariales, Bacillariaceae.
CGCCUACAAGCAGUACUCGUACCGGUACGCCGUACAAAAUCCAUUGAUCGCUUUCAUCCAUCAUCUACGGUACUGCAGUCCUUUUCUUGUAAGACCGGCGCAAACCUUUUGGCAUGGGGUCCUCUCCUCUAACGCAAACACAAGAAAGAAAACAAAACCGGAAAUUCACUUCAGCAAAAUCAAAAUGAAGAUCGGUUCCAGCUUGAAAUUUGUGAGUGAACAAGCAUUACCAUCUGUGGCUCGCGGUAUCGACGAUCGAAAAUGAGUUGUGGUUUUGUGGCACCAAAUGUUUUCUGUCACUUGCUGUUGCUGUUCGUUGAAUUGCUUCGUCGUGUCAAUGCAUGUCAUUGUGGUAUCGUGGCAACCAUCGAAGUGUUCUAACUUUUCCAUCUCGGUUUCCGUGUAUUUUUCUGCUCUGGCGCGGUUUCAUGUGAUGCGUGGUUCUUCUACAGUGCACCGGAGCCGUGGUAGCAUUGCUACUCGGCGGGGCGUCGGCUGCUCCCCCUACUCCCGUCUCGAACGUCCACGUCACCCUCAAGGGAAAGAAGUACCAGAUCGACGACGUGACAACCCUUGCGGAACUCCAGGAACGACUCGAAGAGCACAGCGGGAUCCCUCCGUCGAAGCAGGGGAAGAUUCUUCACAACGGAAAGCGACUUAGCGAGAGCGACGAUGGUCUCUCCGAGGCCGGGGUCCAAGAGGGCGACCAGCUGAACUGCGUCCCGGCCAAAAAGUCGAGCAGCAAGAAGAAGUCGGCGUCCACGACGUCGGCCCCCGAUUCAUCGGCGUCGCCUUCCGAGGGUGGCAGUGCGGACAGCCUGGCCGAUAUGAUGAAGGGACUCGAGGGAUCCAUGGGCGGAGGCGCCGGUGGCCUGGACGACAUGAUGUCCAAGCUGAUGUCCGGCGGCAUGGGAGGAGGAGCCGGUGGCAUGCCGGACAUGGCCGAAUCCAUGAAGAUGAUGAAGGAGCUCACCGACUCGCCGAUGUUCGCCGAGUACAUGAACGACCCGGCCAAGCUGGAGGAAUCCCGGCAGAUGAUUCUGAACAAUCCCAUGAUGAAGGCCAUGAUGGCCUCCAUGCCGGGCAUGUCGGAAAUUCUCGAGGACAAGGACGCCUGGGCACAGACCAUGAUGGCAGCGGCUGGGAUCAUGAAAUCGAUGGACCCCGAAGACAUGAUGAAGAUGAUGGAAGCCGGUGGAGCUCCCGGGGGUGGAAUGCCCCCCGGCAUGGGCAUGCCCGGUGGAAUGGGAGGCGGUCUCUUCGACGGUGGUGCUUCGUCGGCGCUCGACGAGUUGUCGGAAGAUGACGAAUAAACUGCACUUCUAGAAGAAAAACACCAACCAUCGGUUCACAGACCGCAUCGCAAUUAUCCGUCGUCGACGCCUUGCAGCGAUUCGUGCACAGCCGAGAAUACGGGCGCAAAUGCUAAGUAACAACCAUAUUCUGACGACUCAGUCAUUUCAUGGAUUAAGUUGAAACCGUCCACAAAUGGGCGGAGUCACACGAUAAUAGAGAAGCUCCGACGUGGCUGCACUCGGUGAUUCGUGCUGCGUUGUGGGAGAGAUGGAAAUGGUCAAUAGAUGGUUCCCAACCAAAAUGCAUGAGCAGCAACGGGUGGUUUUCGUGUUUUUUGACCGCUUCUGCGUUGUGCUCGGUUUUGUACUGUACAGGCGACGAAAAUUAGCAACUUCAGGUGUGCAGUACACUCGAACAAUGAUAUAAUAUAUAAUACCAUGUGAC